UUAACCAGGACCCCACUGUACCGAGAUUCUUAGCCUAAGAUCUCAGCCAUAGGCAUGGCCGGUCUGUACAUUCUGAUGGCCGAGAACGAUUGCCUGUGCAGGCUCGAAGAACUAUCGGAUCGCCAUGUGGUCGUCGAUGGAUCGAACCUCCAGUACUACUUCCUGCAUAGGAAUCAUAAACUGUCGAAUCUUCCUGGCUAUGAAGAAUCCGUCAGGAAGUAUUUCCGCUAUUUACUCAACUCUAGGAUCGUUCCACAUGUUUUCUUCAAGGGGCCUCUGAACGAUCGACGCAAACAGGAGCGGCUCUUGCGAAGCCAGAUCAAAAAUUUUCAUCGCUUGCUCUAUACGCCAUGUGCUGAAUUUGAUCAAGCAUCUCCGAUUGGUACCGGGGAGGUUUUCCGCGGGGUACUCAACUCAUUGGGCAUUCGUUCAAUACAGGUCCCAGCUGGCCGCGAUUACUUGGAUGAAAUCACGUCCCACGCAAAGUUCAUGAACGCCUUCGUGAUCUCAGGAAACACGAGACUGUUUCUGAAGGACAUACCGAUGGGUGUCGUCUGUCCUUCUGCAACAGCGCUCGUAGAUUUCGCGCCGAUGCUGAGAUGUACGAUGAGGGUCUUUCACUAUGAUUCUUUAUGUGCUGGAGUCGAACUCGAUUCGUCGAGGAAUCCUCACGCAAUAACUAUGUGGGGAACCGUCUUGUUCAAUCGAGAUAUCUUCGAACCCUUCACGAUACACUUUUUCAAGAGAUUUCCAAGAGGACUCCCGAAAUUCUAUCCGAAAUCAAGUAGUUCUUUACGACGAAGUUUCCCUGAGGAAAUAUUCCAAAGGAAGCGGUCUCACAUAGACCUCCUUCAAUUCUUCCUCGAGAAUACGGCAGAAAACGCACAGAGUAUUGUCCUGUCACAGUUAUCCCCGGCUUGCCACGAGAUGGCGAUCCUCCUUCUGCAUCAGGACAUACAAAGUCAAAGCAUCGAAGCCUGUAACGUACUCGAACGACUCGAAGAGCAGAUAGAGCAGGGAACCCACUGCGACAAGCACCUACCCCGAUGGUUGCUCCGCCGCGAAUUAGCUGGCUGCGGAAUUCUCCCAGAUACCCUGACUGAUCGAACGCUCUACCUCAUGUGUCAAGUGGAAGACUUCGAAAGGGAAUCUGCCCAUAACAGUUCGCUCCUCCUGCGACGGAUCAUUUACGGACUUUUGUACCCGGCAUGUGACCACGGCGAUAGAGGCAUAGCGAUAUCCGAAAUCGAUAGAUCGGAGCUGCGGAUUCAAGAGACGCAACGAACUCCACUAUGGACCCUAUGGGACGCAGAGCGAUCCGUAUGUCAUGCCCUGCCUCGUUUGGACGAGAUGGAGAACCUCCCCGGAUCGGAGCGCCUACGACUCUUUCUGAUGAGCAUGGGACUCGGGGAGAGAUGGCCUCGCUCGGAUCAAACGCACGCAUCUGUCUACGUGACGGCUGUUCUGAAGUUCUGGAUUGCGUACGGGGCCGAUAUCACGAAAACGGAUCUCUUGAGAGUUCUACUGACGGUUCUCCUUAUUGAGUGGAAAUACAGAAAAUCGAGCGAGGUAUUCCAAGAUCCGGUCGAGCUGAACAAUGAAGCUAUGCUCCACCUAGGCAUGGAGUUCCAUCCUGGGUGUUCAAUCAGCCAAUAUGGAUCCUUCGCUUGUAUGCAUCCGUUAGCUCAAUUGCAGAGCGUCACGCUCUUUGCGGCAAUCUUACACAAGCUUUUCAUGCAGCCUCUCGGCGCUGAAUCCGAUAGCAUCCAGAGAAUAACUAGUGAAGUGGUCUUCUAUCAUAUCUGCCAGCGGACAAAAGAUUUCGGAGCCGCCAAAUUAGAACGAUUCGUCCUAGCUAUGGUGGAAAAGAGCUGCCACAAAAUAUUUGAGAGAAGCCUGGAAAUGAUCUGGAAUCGGGACCAUCGAUAGGAUUAUCGAGGGCCGAGCCAAUCGAGGCCGCUUGCUCCGGCAUUCGGAAGACGUUGUCCCAACUAGAUUCAUUGUAUAGAUGCCUUCGAGCACGCUCGCGAUGACUCGAUAUAUCCGAGACAAUAAAAUUACCACACGGUGAAUUGAGAGAGUCCGCUCCGAGAUCCGUCCGGUUCUCACCCACGCGAUCGGCUCCCUUGGUCAUUUCGCUCCGGGCCUGCCUCGCGAACGAGAGUCA
This is a messenger RNA of Galendromus occidentalis (western predatory mite), 2167 nucleotides long. RefSeq lists its product as uncharacterized. NCBI's taxonomy places the organism in Eukaryota, Metazoa, Arthropoda, Arachnida, Mesostigmata, Phytoseiidae. The record is from RefSeq and is a predicted model, not a curated record. Bases 55 to 1929 code for a protein of 624 amino acids. The transcript is spliced from 11 exons.